Molecule: messenger RNA, 5873 nt
Organism: Pocillopora meandrina
Lineage: Eukaryota; Metazoa; Cnidaria; Anthozoa; Scleractinia; Pocilloporidae
Source: the annotation of a GenBank genome assembly
AUAGCCAUCCUUUUAACUUACCCUGCAGGCAGGAAAGAGUCUGGAGAGAUGAAGGUUUUCAUUGGGUUUUUGCUGUUCGCCUUUGCAACUGCUGAUAUCUAUAAGUGGGUCGGCCUUCCCGAACAGAAUUUUAAACUGCUUGAUAACUUGCUGAACGGUGAGCACUCUGCAAUUUACCUCAGAGUUAAAUUUUGCUGGUGCGAGACCUCAAAUCUUCGUUCGCUAUUUACUAAAAGCAUUUAUAGGCAUAGUUCUCGCUUGCUCGUACUUUCUGCAAACAGCUACAUGCUGCAACGCUAAAACUGUUUACUAGUCAGGUCUGAAAAUCAUAUGCUUAGUAACUAUAAAUGGCGAGAUUUCGCUGGCAAAAUCAAUUGCUUUUAGCAAUAACAAAUUCGGCCCAUCAGUCUCGGAGGGUUACGCCCCAAUUAAUUCCACUUUUUUUUUUAUUGAUUUCGCUCGCUCGAACUUGCAAUUUCUGGUUCAACAGCUGCAGCGAAAGAUUCCUCAGGAACUUCAACAUGUUUUCGAUUGAAUAAUUCGACUGUUGAGUUCGUGACUGGUUAAAUCUCCUGAGGGUUUUGUUAAAUCUUAUUUCACCUCAGAGCUAAUCGAAAGUUAUCUAGUAAGCCACAAGGAACCCAAUAUAAAUAAUCGACGAAAUAUCUGCACCAAUUUCGAAAGAAAUUUUACUUUCUUAAAAUUGAGAAUAGCAAAAUUCUGAUAUGCCCGUUUAUUACAAUACGAUCCAUUUACCGCUCAGGAAAAUUCAGGCAUGCGCCAAGGUUUAUAAUUUUUCAAAAGGGAUUAUCAGAGCAAAAAUUAUUCUUUAGUAUCACGUGACUGUUUAUUAUUAUGAAUAUAGCCUUGAUGCUUUUUUGCUCGUUUUUUGUGCGUGUCGUUUCCUUUACGUCGAAUCACUCCUCUAUCGAAUUAAGGCUUCGUGGAGUUGCCGCUUUCUGAAGUUUUACUAAACAAUUUUGAUUGUGUUAAAAAAUGUUCUUUGUUUCAUUUGACAGAUGAAAAAUUCACAAGCAAAGGAUCGCUCGAGUCAUUAAAGCCUGGCCUUGGAAAUCUGCGCAUGAGCGACGAUGGCGAGGAGAAAGAGGGAAGUGGAGAAGGGUCAGGGGAACCAGAAGGCUCUGGAGCUGGGAAACCACCUCCAUUUAAAGAAACCAUCGAGGAUUUAGUUGAAUCGGUGAGAUGAUAAUUGUGUUAAGAAGUGCAACCUAAAUGACUUCUGACUGGCGAGCUAACAGAGUUGGGAAUAUGCAGCCGGGAACUGGCUCGAGUACUACACGAGUCUUCUUCAAUGAUUGGUUCGGUGGACUUUUUUUAAGUCAUUGUUUGUUUAUUGUUGAACUGUCGCCUCCCUGGCAAUCCAUUUGAACUCAGCAUUUCAAUUAAAAAACCACAUAUUUCUUUUCUUUGGGUCUAACCGACUAGGAAUAGGUUUGGAGUGCGUCUGAUACAGAGGGGCAGAGGUGAAGUUUACAGUUGACUGAACCAACCGAAAAAGGAUCACUUUUUAUUUUUUGUUUCCAUUUCUGACCCAUAUUUUCCUGUGCUGUCAAGGAAUUUUCCUUUUUCUCUUGCCCUUGUAAACUUGUCUGUUUCUUGUCAGCAAUGGUUAAAGGUGUCAAAAGUUUCUGAACCGUUUACUUACAUAUUUUUCUUUGUAACUGCAGCUUCAUACUAUCAUACCAGCUUUGAAAAUACUGAAGGAGGCAAGGGACAAAAAAAAUCACGGUAAUCUUUAUAUUCAAACAUUCCACGUAUCUUCGUGCAGAUUUCGACCUUUCUACCACAAUCGACAAAAACUUGUGUAUUUUAAGGUUAACUUGUGUCACUUUGUCGAGAAAAUACCGUUGCAAGUGAUUAGUUAGAACGGAAAUAAAAGUUAAAAACAAACAAGCAAACAAACAAACAAACACAAACAAACAAUAAUUUUCGUAAAUAACAGCGAUAUUCUAAUUAAGUAUAUUUUCAAAGUUUUACAUAAAAACCUUUCUGCACAAGACGACAAACUAACUGGACAGGCUUUUAUUUUCAAAAGCGCAAUGAAAUAACUUGAUCAUUUCUCUAACUGGGAAUGAAUAAAAUCUUUCAGAGUAUGCACAGGAGCUUGUAAAAGCGAUCAAGAAUGGGGCAGAUGAUGAAUCCAUCAAAAAACUUUUGGGAUAUCAUGUGAUGAAACUGCACGCACGCUGUCAUCUCCUCAAACUGGCGUUUGCCCGCCAUGCAAAUCAAUCAGGUAAAUAUGGUUUCUCAUUCCACGUUUUGAGUUAUGUUUGUAUAUUUUGUGGCUCUUCUCAGUUGAGAAUCUAAAUGCAUUUAUCUUGGUUUUUCGUUCUUGUCUGUUGUUGUUGUAGUUGUUGUUUCUGAUUCAAGAAUUCGAUGAACAAAACAAGGACUUUAUGUCGUUAAAUUAUGACAACACACCGAGUAAAUAAUUUCGAACUCGGUUGGGCCCUCAGUUUACAAGUUUAAACUUGAGUCGUGCAUGCUUUAUCGUAAAAUAUACCAGAUGGGAAUUAAAACGUUUAUAUUAUUAAAAAAAAAUUGUCCAUUCAUAAAUUUGUGUCAAAUUUUCUGCAGGCUUAUUAGACCACCUGAGUUCGGAUGACCUGGAUUUCACCCAAAUGAUGGGGAAAGUCAUUGGAGCAGCUGAAAAAUACGGCUUUGGUAAGAAAUUCAUACAAGUUUAUUCUUGUGAAAUGCAAUGAUUUCCUUCAAGUAUUCAUCUAUUCCACAAUAAAAAAACAAACAAGAAAAAUGGUAAAAAAAAAGUAUAAUUGAGGCAAAGUCAAUUUUGAUAAAUAUGAUAAACGUUUAAGAUAAAAACUCUAUAAAAUUGGAGUUAAACCUAAAACUAUUAGCAAUCAAGAAUUUUUUUGGAAACAUUUCAAUAUUUUUGGGUAUCGUAGAUAUGCUCUGUAUCGGUAUUACAAUAAAGCAUUAAUGAUAUUUUAACACUAAAGGUACCUAAUGUUGUUCAAAUCGUAAAAAUGAAAAAGGGAUAAAGUUCUCUCUCCACAGAGGAUUUGCAGAAAUUUGCCCAAAGAAAGAGACUGACAGGACCCAAGACUCAGUUUGUUUUUUUCUUUGCUAAGAUGUGUUCCAAGCAUUUGUGCACAUUGUACACCUAAAAGGACUUCACAACCAUCCUGGAGCAAGGGCUAUCAUGGCAGUUGGAGGUUUGGUGGCCGAUGUAGCAUGUGAAACCAAAUUAGAUGGUAAGCAUAAAUUUGAUUGUAUGGGUCUAUGCUUUACUGCUUUUAAUUUUGGUACUGUAUUAUCAUUUUCUGAAAAAUAAUGGAGGUUCAAAAUAAUUAACUUUUUAUUCAUUUAUAACUGUUUUUCGCACAAAGCAAAUCACACCUGUCACAAGAAUCAUCGAGACUAGAAUAGGAAAGUUAAGAAGAAAGAAAGAUAAAAUGCAAAUUAUCAGACGGUAGUUGAAGCCACGAAAUGAAAAAAAAAACACAUGUGACAAUUAAUUUUGAACCAUGGUAACAAAUACAAAAUGACAGUUUUUCUACUAGUGUAGAAAAAAUUGCAGUAACGGAAAUGUUUUCUCGUUUCUCUUGUGUUUCCUUAACCGCCAUUCCAGUCUGUUUAACAAUUCAAAGCGUCCUUUCUGCGCGAUUUAUGCAUGCAGAUGAUUAAAAUUGUUAAAAUGAUUUCAUCGUUCUUAGGUCUCUUAAAUAUAGUUGGGAAAAUGAUAGAGAAGGAGGACAAGGACGGUGACUACGACCUCUCGGACAAGUUUAUUCCAUUCCUGUACAGCCAAAAGAGCAAGUUUUGCAAAGGAAGUAAGUCAGACAUCAUUCUCCAUUUUCCCCUCCCUUAUUUAAACAUACUUUUUAUUUUAUUUAAAGACAGCUACCAUUAUAAACUCAUUACCAGUUCUCCGGAAAUCUUCCACAUUUUUUUUAUCAAACAAAGCUCUUUUAUUCCCUUUAAAAAUUUUUUCUUACGUGUAAUAGUUUCAACUUCUACUAAGCGAAAUCUUUUUACAGUCACCUUUUUUCUACAAUUAUCGGUUAAGAUUUGUCAAUUCACGCACCUAACGGCUACAUUGUUUCACCGUUGUACAUGCAGCGAUCGGUUAUCCCCACGGAGAGCCUCGUACAAGGGCAUAGGAAUUAUUUACUUGUGGAGGGCUCUGCAUAACAUUCAAUCAUCUUAUUUGCAACCAUACUUUGUCUCCUAGAUUUGAUCCAGUCCUUGAAACCAGAAAAAAGCAUGAAAGCCAGAUUUCUCAAACUCGUAUUUUCAUAUUGCAAAGAAGGUAUGUCUUUACGUUUUUCGUACUCUGACCCUACCUUUCCUAUUAACCCUAUAAAGUGACCCAGACGGAAUUUCGCCUUAAAAAAUCAAUAUAACUGAUAUCAAGCCGACAAGUGAUGAGAAUAAAGAAAAACAUUAUUUAAGAUAUUAGUGGUUCACCCAAUGCCAAUUUCUUCAGACGUACAUUAUCAGAAUAUUGUGAUAGCCAGUAAGGAGAAUUGAUACAAAGGUCUUGAGAGUAAAAAGAAAUUGCUCGUUCUUACUGUAUUACAACCUCUACCAUGAUCUAUAAACGUUAAUUACGGACAGACAGAAAGGUAAAGUUGUAAAUGGGCUGCAGUUGGAGUAAAUAAAAAGGGAAGAUUUAUUUUCCUAAACUGUUUUACUGCUGUCUUUUCCUUUUAGUGAAAUUCGUCAGAUUUGCGGUCAGCACGUUGUUGGAUGUAAGUAAUCUGUUUCAUCAGUGCAUGUCUCCAUAUAUGGAUGAUGAUAACGAUUAUUGAUAUAAAUAACCUCUUUAAUAUUAAAAAGAAGUCGUUAGUAGAGACGCCCCCCUAUGUUUGAACUCAUUGAUGCCCCCUGUAUCUGUUUAACUCACUUGUCAGAGCUUUAUUCGGACACAAGACUUCUUCAGCUCGGUUUGGCUGUUGUCUCGGACAAUAAUGUACCGUAACCAUAUCAAACAAAUACAUAAUUUUUUCGAGAAUAAAUAACACGUUACAUAACUCCGACAUAUUAAUUAUACAUAUCGAGAUUAAGGACAUGGUCUCCACGAUAACAAAAACAAACAAUUAUGAAAAUAAUGACUGACCUCAUCUCUUUCAUAAAACAAUUACAGGCAAUCAAGCUCUCCAAAAAAGUGCAAAUUUUGCAUAGGGUGGAGGGGAAACGCUUUCAAGGUAUGUUAUUACCCCAAUAUACACCCUAAAAAGACACUUUAAAGUUGGAGAACCUUGGACACUACUUAUUAAACAAAAUGACAAGUAUACCCAUCAAAAUUGUUGAAAAAUCUUGGUAUCAACGCAACCACUUUGUACUCUUUUUGGGCAAAGAGCACCCUCAGAGCAAAGGACGCGAAAUAAGUUUCUUUGAAAACUAAUUCGUUCAAAUACCAAAAAAGUUUUGUGAACAUUUAGUGUAACAUUUCUCUUGUGAAAGAUCCUUGGGAAUACCCCACCCCCUUGAUUGGGACAAACUCUCUAUAGAAAGGCAUAAUUCUGUUUCAAAGUUCUCCACUUUCGUAAUGGCUAAGAUUAUUUUUUUGACAAAAAAACCGUAGAUUUAAAAUACUAUUUCCUUCUACAGGAAUGAUGAAAGCCGUAGCAGCCCAUAUGGCAAGUAAUAAGAAAGACAGAGCUUUCUUAGUCGUCGGUGACUAUGUUGUGGACAACAUGAGAAGAGCGCUUCUGAUUGGUCUUGCUGUGCACAAAGAACUGAAGAAGGGCGAAGAGAAGAGCGAGGAGCCUGGCGAGGAGAAGAGCGAGAAGCCGAUAGGUGACAAGUUGAAAAGGCUUGCCGAUUUCGUGGAGGAGGAACUGGAUCAGCUACCCGACACUCUCAAACCCGCUUCACACCAUUAA